AUGAACGACGAUGACGCGAUUCACAACAUUCACAAGAAGAUAGAGCGGGAGAAGGCCCUCAUCAACGCUGCCAAUUCCAUGAGGGCACAGACAAACAAUGAAGCUGUCAGAUCCCGUCUCGACUCCCAGAUGCGCGAUGGCCGCCGCAAUCUCCAGUUUUUCGAAGAGAAGCUUCGUGAUAUCCAAAUGCGCCGUGUGAACCAAGGCGUUGGAGACAUGUCUCUCGGAGGACCAUCUGACGAGGCCGGUGGCCCUCCCGCACCACCACCAAAGGAUUCCAGCAAUCCCGCGGGGGAUAGAGGAUCAUACGGCUCCGGCUCAGGACAAUACAGCCAACAGGGCGGCUCCGAUCUCAUGCCCCCGCGUCAUCCCUAUGCACCGGGACCUGGUGGAUCGGGCAUUCCGAAGGCCCGUCCGAACUUCACCAAACUAGACUUAAUCAAAUAUGAUACGCCGCAUCUGGGCCCCCGUAUUCAACUCAUGCUGUCACAGAUUCAGUUCAAGCUCAAUGUUGAGGAGCAAUAUCUCAAGGGUAUUGAGAAGAUGGUUCAGCUUUACUCCAUGGAGGGUGAUCGGAAGAGCAAGGCCGACGCAGCUGCUAGGAAGGUUGAAAGCAAGCAGAAGAUUCUACUGUUGAAGCAGGCACUCAAGAGAUAUGAAGAACUGCACAUCGAUGCGGACGUUGCAGAUGCCCAAGAUGGUAAGUCAGCGUUAAACCAUGAUGACCGUGAGGCUGACAAAGAACCAGAUGAUUCAAUCAACGCCCCCAAUCUCAGGAAGCCCCUCAGCGGACAGCUCUCGAUUCGAAUGAUAGCGAUCAAGGAUGUCGACCACGCUGCAACUGGACGUUUUACGAGAGGUCCUGAGACCUUUAUUGCUGUGAAGGUUGAGGAUACCGUCAUGGCUCGCACGCGAGCGUCCAGAAAUGACCGCUGGGAGGCCGAGUUUCAUACCAUCGAAGUCGACAAGGCCAACGAAAUCGAGUUGACGGUUUACGACAAGCCUGGAGAACAUCCUAUGCCCAUCGGUAUGCUCUGGGUUCGGAUCUCCGACAUUGUUGAGGAAAUUCGUCGCAAGAGGAUCGAAGCUGAGAUGAACAGCUCGGGCUGGGUUUCUGCCGAUAGAAUGGGAAACACCAGUGCGGCCCCUACACAAUUCCCCAUGAGUCCUUCUCAAGGCUCUUUCGGAGCAGGUUCUCCAUCGGCCGGUGGUGAGCAGGGAGGUGACUCUGGUCCGUUCGGAACUGCUGGUCCUCAGCCGCAGGUACAAACAGGACCUAUUGAAGAAUGGUUCAACCUCGAGCCGACUGGACAGAUCCAGCUUCAGUUGACGUUCAACAAAUCUAACAACAACAGCCGCCCCAUCGACCUUGGUCUUGGUCGAAAGGGUGCCGUUCGUCAACGAAAGGAGGAAGUCCACGAGAUGUACGGCCACAAGUUCGUGCAGCAUCAGUUUUACAACAUUAUGCGCUGUGCGCUUUGCGGAGAUUUCCUCAAGUACUCAGCAGGCAUGCAGUGUGAGGACUGCAAGUACACUUGCCAUACUAAAUGUUAUUCCAGCGUGGUGACAAAAUGCAUCAGUAAAAGUAACGCGGAAACUGAUCCUGACGAGGAGAAGAUCAACCACCGUAUUCCCCACAGAUUCAACCCUUAUUCCAACAUGACAGCAAACUGGUGCUGCCACUGCGGUUACAUCUUGCCUUUUGGAAAGAAGAACUGCAGAAAAUGCUCAGAAUGUGGUCUCACUGCUCACGCUCAAUGUGUCCAUCUUGUCCCUGACUUCUGUGGCAUGUCAAUGGCUGUUGCCAACCAGAUCCUGGAUGGCAUAAGGACUCAGAAGCAGAGACAGGCCAAGGUUUCUUCACUUACGGAAAAGACACUACGACCUGGAAAGACUAGUCCUACGAGUACCAGCUCACCAGCUCCCUCUUACUCCAGUUCGGCUGCUCCUUCUUACCAGUCAGGACCAGCCUCUCCAGAGGCGACAGAGGCUGCCAAGAUGAUAUACUCGAACCAGACUACACCAAGACCUGGUGGCCCUGACCGAACUUCCUCCAGUUCACAAGCCGCGGCUGCAGCAUCGGCGGCUAUGUCUGGUGGACCUGGUGCUGCCCAGCGACAGCAUUCUGAUUACGGACGUUACAGCGGAGGCUAUGACCAGCCACAAGAAGAUCCCUAUGCUCAAGGAGGUCAAUACAGUGCGGGCGGCCAGCAACGCAAGUACAACCCUGCCGAUUAUGCUAACGUCAACCCUGGCUACGGAGGACAACAACCUGCUGCUCAGGCUCAGCGACCUGUACAGCAGCAGCCGGCCCAGCAACCCCCUCCUCAGUCACCGCUACCUCCAGUGCCACAACAUCAGUCGCAGCCCCAGCAGCAACAAGCUGCUUAUCAGCAGCCCUCAGUGCCAGCGCAUAAGCCUCAACAACCAGAAGCCAUGUCUCCUAAGCAGCAGUCGGCAACUGGCGGCAAGCAGUCGGCUCCUUUGGCUACUGAUCCUGGAACUGGCCAGCGUAUUGGUCUCGAUCACUUCAACUUCCUUGCUGUGCUGGGUAAGGGUAACUUCGGUAAGGUCAUGCUGGCCGAAACCAAGCGAUCCCGAAAGCUCUACGCCAUCAAGGUGCUCAAGAAGGAGUUCAUUAUAGAGAAUGACGAGGUUGAGAGUAUCCGCUCCGAGAAGCGUGUGUUCCUGGUUGCCAACCGAGGCAGACAUCCAUUCUUGACAAACCUGCACGCAUGUUUCCAGACAGAGACCCGUGUGUACUUUGUGAUGGAGUACGUUAGCGGCGGUGAUCUGAUGUUGCACAUUCAGAGGGGCCAGUUCGGUACUAAGCGUGCGCAAUUCUACGCUGCUGAGGUCUGCCUGGCACUCAAGUACUUCCACGAGAACGGUGUUAUCUACCGUGAUUUGAAGCUCGACAACAUUCUUCUCUCGCUUGACGGUCACGUCAAGAUUGGUGAUUACGGUUUGUGUAAGGAGGAUAUGUGGUAUGGCUCGACAACAAGUACCUUCUGUGGUACCCCUGAGUUUAUGGCACCGGAGAUUCUUCUGGACAAGAAAUACGGUCGUUCCGUAGAUUGGUGGGCAUUUGGUGUGUUGAUUUACCAGAUGCUUCUUCAGCAGUCUCCUUUCCGUGGAGAGGAUGAGGACGAAAUCUACGAUGCCAUUCUUGCCGAUGAGCCUCUGUACCCCAUCCAUAUGCCCCGAGACUCAGUCUCAAUUCUUCAGAAACUGCUCACUCGUGAGCCCGACCAGCGACUCGGAAGCGGCCCAACUGAUGCCCAGGAGGUGAUGAGCCAGCCAUUCUUCCGCAACAUUAACUGGGACGACAUGUACCACAAGAGAGUGCCGCCUCCUUUCAUGCCUCAGAUUAAGAGUGCCACGGAUACAAGCAACUUCGACUCUGAGUUCACUAGUGUCACUCCAGUUCUGACUCCAGUUCAGUCCGUUUUGUCACAAGCCAUGCAAGAGGAGUUCCGAGGCUUCUCAUACACAGCUGAUUUUGAUUAA
Molecule: messenger RNA, 3510 nt
Organism: Fusarium coffeatum
Lineage: Eukaryota; Fungi; Ascomycota; Sordariomycetes; Hypocreales; Nectriaceae
Exons: 5
Coding region: 1-3510 (1169 amino acids)
Biological process (GO): protein phosphorylation; signal transduction; fungal-type cell wall biogenesis
Molecular function (GO): diacylglycerol-dependent serine/threonine kinase activity; ATP binding
Source: RefSeq, a predicted model, not a curated record